CUGUUUGUUUUGGAGUUGCAUCAAGAAGGGGCAGGAUGGGACGCUCUGUGUACUGAGGAUGUCAGGCACAGCCCCUGACCUUCCUUCCAGCCAAACGGCUCUGAUAAGUAGGCUGGCCUUGAGCCUGGAGACCCACAGACACACUUGGAUAAUUCCUACAGAAUUGAUUAGGCAAUCUCCUCCCAGGGCCUCAGAGCGCAGCCCCGGAUGUGAGCCCACUGGCCUACCCUGGCUUCCCAGUGCUGCAGACAUGGCCAACGGGACCAACACCUCUGCCCCGUACUACAGCUACGAGUACUACCUGGAUUACCUGGACCUCAUUCCCGUGGAUGAGAAGAAGCUGAAAGCCCACAAAUACGCAAUCGUCACCGCCUUUUGGGUGAGCUUGGCUGCGUUCUUGGUGCUCCUGUUCCUCAUCUUGCUCUACAUGUCCUGGUCAGGCUCCCAGCAGAUGAGGAACAGCCCCCAGCACCACCAACAAUGCCUGUGGAGUCACUGUCUCAACCUCCCACUCUGCAUCUGGAGGCACCUGCUGUGCCACAGGUUUCCUGGGGGGACCUCACAGGCUCCACCAGGCUCAGUGGAGGAACCAGGAAGCAGAGAUGGCCCUGACCAGCAGCUGCAGCCGGAGAGCUCCCCCGCCUCACCCCCCAUGGCCCCUAGGCCCACCUCUGGGAACUGGCCCUCGAUGGGUGUCCUCACAGCAUCAGCUGACGUCAGGAACAAGCCCAGAGAGCCUCCCCCUGGAGACAGAACCUCUCAAUUGUAGAACUGACACCAGGGGAGCACAGCCACAGCUGGGCGAGCUGGUGAAAUCAAACCAAUCUGGACACACGUCAUCUUUUUAAAGGCUGUUUGCUUGCAGCAGAACAUGACUACAUUGAGGAUGAUUCUACAAGGAGGCAAGUCUUAUGCAUUUGUCACAGGCUUACAAAUGGCCACUCGUGCCUGGGAAAGCAGUCCCACAUAGUGCCGAUUCUAUUUAGCACACCUACCUAACCUGCUCGCUUACUGCUUAUGUUCGCUUUGGGAAGGGCAGGAAAAUAAAACAAAUUAACAAAAAUUUGUU
Molecule: messenger RNA, 1069 nt
Organism: Galeopterus variegatus (Sunda flying lemur)
Lineage: Eukaryota; Metazoa; Chordata; Mammalia; Dermoptera; Cynocephalidae
Gene: MRAP
Product: melanocortin 2 receptor accessory protein
Exons: 3
Coding region: 59-769 (236 amino acids)
Biological process (GO): protein localization to plasma membrane; regulation of adenylate cyclase-activating G protein-coupled receptor signaling pathway
Cellular component (GO): endoplasmic reticulum; plasma membrane
Molecular function (GO): type 3 melanocortin receptor binding; type 1 melanocortin receptor binding; corticotropin hormone receptor binding
Source: RefSeq, a predicted model, not a curated record